CAAAGGUUUUUACAUUUGGAAAAACAGAAAAUUUAUGCGAGAAUUUAUGAAGAAUUACUUCACAAAAACAGUAACUUCGUCGGCGUAAGCUACGUAUUUCAAAAAUCUCCCUCUUGAAGUUAUGGGGGUGUCUCUGUCCAAAGCCGCUCAGUGGACCACCUUCAGUCCAGACGCCAGCAAACUUAAGUCCUCGCCGACAAACGAGGCCUUGCUGAAGGAAAUCCUGACCUUCGUGGAGCAGAUCGGCUCCCAGCACCCACAGGAGGCCGACUUCACCUUUGAGGCCCCGCUGCAGUGGAGCACCACCGUGGUGACAUCUGAUCUCAAAUCAGACUACCACAUCCGUGACUCUACUGCACGGUCUCACGAGACGGACAGCAGGGAGGCGCCGCCGCCGCCGCUGCUCACUCCCUCCACUGUUCGCGUUCGUAGCCUCGGCCAGCUUUCCAUGCUAAUUCAAGCAGCGGAAGAUAAGAAACUGGAAGAAGUUCAAGCGUGUCUGGAAGGAAACAGGGACUUCCUGGUUAAAAUUUUGGGUCCCAGAAUCGCCUCCCAGCUGCUUGAAGAUGGAGCCUAUGCCGAUGUUGAAAGCCUCAAAGAGGACGUGAAGGAUGAAGCCUCAGAAAUCAAAGCCAGACUGGUCGCCCUGCUGCAGAAUACAGACACACGGAUCCUGAGGAAGCUUCUCAGAGACUUCUCCGAUGCCCAGUACGACCCAGACUUUAUGAAGGUUGAGAUGGACUUUUUGCAGUUCUGCAGUGAGGGGGACGACAGGCUGCUGAAGUCAGUCCGAUACACAUCAGAUUUUGAGUUUUGGAAUGGUUGUCGAGCUCCCCCAUGGAGACAAGCGCAGGGGGAGAUUUGUUACGUUGUUAUUGAGUCUGUGGACACAGGGAGCCUCAAUGUCACCUGCUGCACUGCUGGAGUUUUCCUAAAUGGGGGCGGGAAUCCAGAAGAGGAUGGUGGCUGCAUUCGAACAAGUGAAAUGUAUCCAGAUCUGGUGACUCUCAUGAAGAGAAGGUCUUCAUAUUUCGCAUUAAAUGUGGUCAGAGAGGAACCAUAUCCCCCUUCAACACAGAGGUCUCGGCAGUCUGCGUCGCAGUUUCACGGCAGCAGAAAGCUUGAGCCGAGGUGGAGUGAUCUCCUCCUGUCGGCUGGAGGCGGAGAAGAGGAGAGGAAGCCCAGAAGGAGCUCUGCAGAGGAGAAGAAAAGGCUGGAGCCAGGGACCAGGAGCAAAAUAAAAGCAGAGCUCUCUGUGUCUUCGUCACCUGUGCGCCUGACCUCUUUGACGAAGAAGACGUCAUCAAAAGCAACCCUCGCAGAACUUUCCAGCGAGACUUCCAGCGAGAGUGAGGAGGAAGAGGAGCGGCCAGAGCACCGGCCAGAGAGCGACUUCUACCUGUCCUCUGAGUUCUUGCAAAUCAAGAAACUGGUGAAGUACCUCAAGAAAGGAGACCAGAAAGUCACGCUCCUCAUGCUUUGCUGCAUGCUGGACUUGGAUCUCACUCAGGACUCUUGCAACCUGGCCAUCCGGGAUGAAGGCGGCCUUCAGUUCCUGCUCAACCUGCUGGAUACAAAUGAAGACAAAUGCAAAAUUGGAGCUCUGAAAAUCCUGAUUAGGAUGAGCAGGUGCGUUCCCAUCCAGCGCAGCAUGGAGGACAUGCUUGGUGUGCGGAGCCUUGUGAACAACCUGGACUCAGAGGUGACUAAGGUGAAGGCCUUAGCAGCUGAAACCAUCGCCAAUGUGGCCAACUUCCCCCGGGCAAGAAGAACCGUCAGGCAAUCUGGCGGCAUUGAGAAACUGAUAAAGCUACUGGACUGCUUCCUGAAAUCUCAGAAGAAGAGCGACCACUCGGAGAACAUGGAGGCCGCCCGCUGUGGCGCCUUAGCGCUGUGGAGCUGCAGCAGGAGCACCAAAAACAAAAAGGCCAUUUGCAGUGCUGGGGGCAUCCCUCUGCUGGGAUGCCUCCUCACAUCUUCUCUGGAGAGCAUGCUUAUCCCUGUGGUGGGCACCCUGCAGGAAUGUGCCUCAGAGGAAAGCUCCAGGAUUACCAUUCAGUCCAAAGACAUCAUCAAGAAUCUGGUCAAAAACCUGAGGAGUAACUGCACUGACCUACAGAUCCAGUGUUCCAUGGCACUCUUUAAGUGUGCAGAGGACACAGAAACCCGUGACCUGGUGCGCAAGUACAAGGGGCUGAAGCUACUGGUGGAGCUGCUCAACAACACCAACAACAAGGAGCUCCUCGCUGCUGCCACUGGGGCCAUCUGGAAAUGUUCCAUCAGCAUAGAAAAUGUGCUGAUCUUUCAAAACGACAAAGUCCUGGAGAGCCUGGCUGGUCUGUUAACUGCUCAGCCGGAGGAAGUGCUUAUCAACGUGGCGGGAGCACUGACAGAGUUUCUCCAAGUGCCUGCAAACAAGGCCGUCAUCCGAAAGUGUGACGGCAUCAAACCAAUGAUACAACUGCUUUUGAGCACAAACCAGGCGCUGCUUGUGAAUGUCACCAAGGCUGUAGGUGCAUGCGCCACCGAUAGGGAAAAUAUGAAGAUCAUUGACGAGCUUGACGGAAUCAGUCUGCUGUGGUCGCUUCUACAAAACCCCAAUCCAGAAGUUCAGGCCAGUGCUGCAUGGGCAAUCUGUCCAUGCAUCGGCAACUCAAAGGAUGCCAUGAGAACGGUGUUAUCCUUUCAAGGAUUUGGUCGGAUACCGAAUUUGCUGAUGUCCACAAACAACGAAGUGCUGGCCAGCAUUUGUGCUGUCAUCGCUAAACUGGCCAAAUACAAAAACAUCCUGGCGACCCUGACUGAUCUCGGGAUUGUCUCAUUGCUGACCAAGCUGACAAACACAAAGGAUGACAGGCUCCGUCACCACCUUUCUGAUGCCAUCUGCCACUGCUGUCAGUUCGCCAACAACACUGCCUCCUUUGGUGAGGCCGGAGCCGUGGAGCCUCUGGUGAGGUACAUGAAGUCUGAAGAUAUUUUGGUCCGACAGAGCGCAACCAUGGCCCUUUUUCAACUGUCCUGGGACCCCAAUAACAACCUGACGAUGCUCUCCAGAGGAGCCGUCAAACGCCUGAUUCCCAUGAUUGGCUCUACUCUGGAGGAGGUCCAGGAAGCCGCUGCCUGCUGCGUACGCAACAUCCGAAUGACAGCCAUGGAAUGCAGGAAGGCCAGCUGAAACUCCAGAGGAACCCAUGAACACCCAGGAGGGAUGUCAAUAGUCGGUUUGACAUGUUUGUGUUGUUUUUUCAUGAAUUUAUGCUUCCACGUGUUUCUAAAAAGCCUUCAACUUUGUUUUUCCUGUGGAUUAAACAAACAAAACAAAAA
Molecule: messenger RNA, 3324 nt
Organism: Oryzias latipes (Japanese medaka)
Lineage: Eukaryota; Metazoa; Chordata; Actinopteri; Beloniformes; Adrianichthyidae
Gene: odad2
Product: outer dynein arm docking complex subunit 2
Molecular function (GO): protein binding
Source: RefSeq, a predicted model, not a curated record